Molecule: messenger RNA, 1071 nt
Organism: Mucor velutinosus
Lineage: Eukaryota; Fungi; Mucoromycota; Mucoromycetes; Mucorales; Mucoraceae
Gene: sap62
Product: CWF complex protein sap62
Exons: 3
Coding region: 1-1071 (356 amino acids)
Molecular function (GO): nucleotide binding
Source: RefSeq, a predicted model, not a curated record
AUGUCUACUGAUAACAAGGUCAAAGUCGGUGUCGUUGGUUUCGGCAUGUCCGCCCGGGUCUUUCACUGUCCUUUGAUUACCUCCUCUCCUUAUAUGCAUUUGGCUGCUGUCGUUGAACGCAAAAGUGACAAGUCCAAGAAUGUCUAUCCCUGGAUCCAAGUCAAGAAGAGCACAGAUGAGCUCUUUGCUGAUGCUGAAAUUGAUUUGGUUGUCAUCACUACUCCCAAUGGAUCUCAUUAUUCUUUGGCUCUUGAAGCCAUGAAGAAUGGAAAGCAUGUUGUUGUUGAGAAGCCUUUCACCAUUACCUCCAAGGAAGCUGAGGAUCUCGCUCGUGUCGCCAAGGAAACUGGCCGUAUCUGCAGUGUAUAUCAAAACCGUCGUUGGGAUGGUGAUUUCUUGACUGUCCAAAAGUUGUUAAAGGGUGGUCAAUUGGGUCGUUUAGUUGAAUAUGAAUCUCACUUUGAUCGCUUCCGUAACUUUGUCAAGGCUGGCUGGAGAGAGCAAUCCGAUGCUCCUGGCUCUGGUAUGCUCUAUGAUCUUGGUGCUCACUUGAUUGAUCAAGCACUUGCCUUGUUCGGUAUGCCCAAGUCUGUCUUUGCCAUGGUCAGCAACCAAAGACAAUUGAAGGAAACAGACGUCGCUGAUGAUUUCACCAUCAUUUUGGGCUAUGAAAACUCUUUCAAGGCCAUCCUUCGUUCCAGCAUGUUGGCUCGUCAUGCACCUGUCUUGCGCUUCAACCUUCGUGGCAUGAACGGUUCAUACAGAAAGGAAUACUUGGAUGUGCAAGAAGAUCAACUCAAGUCUGGUGUGGUUCCAUCUGAUACUGAGUAUGGUGUUGAAUCCAGCGAGCGUUUCGGCACCAUCAACACUGACUUCAACGGUGUCCAUGUUGUUGGUAAGGUCGAUACUGAAAAGGGCGAUUAUUUGUCUUUCUACAACAAUGUUGCCCAAUCCAUCCUCAAAUCUGAUCCCGAGAACUUGGCUGUCAAGCCUCAAGACGGUGCCAAUUGUAUCCGCAUCAUUGAGCUUGCUCAACAAAGCAGCGAUGAGGGUCGUGUCAUUACUCUUUAA